CCCCGAGUCUCCAGUCCAGCCUUCAACAAACCCUCAUGCGCCCGCGCGCAAUAUACCACGAUUAAACAUUCUGUCUCCUAGGCGAUCAACGCCACAUGAUACCUCUAUUCAUCGCAUAAUUAUCGCCCAGCAUGUUUUGUCUUCGCAGUUGGCUUCCACUCCUAUUCAUCCCGACCAACGCUUCGCCCGCUUUCAUAUUCCUCUUCUUUAUCUGCACGUACUUCCUCAAUCGACCAUGCGUGUACUGCUCCAUCCUCCUCCUUAUUCUCUUCCUGACCUCGUGCAACUGGUCCGACCGAUGUUUCUUCGACCUUGGCAGUAACUGGUUCCUCCCGCGUCCGACAAUACCGUCUGAGGAUGUCCCUUUUACCUCACCAUCAGGGGACCUCGCGUUCAACUCGACUGUCCUCGAUAUGGCCAACACUACGGUCGCGGCCAUUAUAAAAUCUGCUAGUGAUGAUCUAGCUGUCAGGAGGGCCGAGUGGUCGGGCUUAGGGAUCGAGUGGCUUAGAAAUUUACUGGGGAAGAGGGAGUGGAGGAUCGAUUGUAUGGAUAUCUAUAUUAGGCUAUGAAUAGCCUCGCGAGACCGAGAGGGGAAUUGAUUAUAUGUGGCCUAAUGAGAUGUAUAUUCCAGGCCAUGCCAAGUAUUCAAGUACUUGAUAGACCCUAUGUGAGCAUAACAUAUUUCAGCGUUACAUCGCAUCG
Fusarium oxysporum Fo47 is the source of this 705-nucleotide messenger RNA. Its product is annotated as bladder cancer-related protein BC10-domain-containing protein. The record is from RefSeq and is a predicted model, not a curated record. The coding region runs from base 132 to 572 and encodes 146 amino acids. The transcript is spliced from 2 exons. NCBI's taxonomy places the organism in Eukaryota, Fungi, Ascomycota, Sordariomycetes, Hypocreales, Nectriaceae.